This is a messenger RNA of Akanthomyces muscarius, 858 nucleotides long. RefSeq lists its product as uncharacterized. The coding region runs from base 1 to 858 and encodes 285 amino acids. The record is from RefSeq and is a predicted model, not a curated record. Lineage: Eukaryota; Fungi; Ascomycota; Sordariomycetes; Hypocreales; Cordycipitaceae. The transcript has 8 exons. Gene Ontology annotation, molecular function: hydrolase activity.
AUGCUGAUUCAAGAGAGCCACGUCGAUGUCAAGACGACAGCGAAUGGCAAGGCGAGCACCAUGCGCAUCUUUGUCUUUCACCCUGCCAUUCCCGGAUUUCCCAAUGCACGCUUCCCCGGCGUCUGCCUGUUUAGCGAAAUCUACCAAGUGACGGGUCCUGUUGCACGAUUCGCCCGCCAAAUCGCUGGCCAAGGCUACAUUGUCGCCGCGCCGUCUUCGUACCACGACUUCACCGGCCCAGAGCCGCUCAAGUACGAUGUCGCGGACACCGACAAGGGUAACCAGUACAAGAUUCAGAAGACACUCGAGUCAUACGAUGCCGACUCCUACGCUACCGUCGACCACCUCCUCAGCCUGCCGACUUGCACCGGGCUCAUCGGCGCCACUGGCAUGUGUCUCGGCGGCCAUCUAGCCGUCCGCGCCGCCCUGGACCCUCGCAUCACGGCCUGUGUCGCAUACUUUGCGACCGACAUCCACAGCCGCACCCUCGGCCCGCACGACGCCGCCAACACGUCUACCGAUGCGCCCCCCGACAGCAUCCACACGCUGGACCAAUUCGACAAGUUCAAGGGCGAGGCCGCCAUGAUCUUUGGCGUCAAGGACACGCACGUGCCCGACGCCGGGCGCGACCUCAUCCGCGCCAAGAUGCGCGCGGCCGGCGUCGUCGCGAGCUUCCACGAGUUUGCGUGGGCGCAGCACGCCUUUAUCCGCGACGAGCUGAGCAAGGGCCGCUACGACCCGGCCGUGACCAAGCUGCUGUCGAGCACGACUGCUAGAAUACACUGCAAGAGAUUGCAUUUUGAAACGGCACUACGCGUUACUUGUUCCAAGUAUGUCUCCAAAAGCUUAAAAAAAUAA